CAGAAAAAGGAGACAACCCAAAAUCAGAGUGUGUUUUUUGUCGUCGUUGUUGUUUUUCUGAUGAGACCAUACGCAGCCAAUUAACGAUCAACGACUCAUCAUUCCUUCGUCAAUUCUCCAUUAACAAAUAAACCACAUUGUUUAAAUUUAAACCUUUUUCUCUAUAAACAGCUCCCAAAUUUCAAAUAACCCCAAAAAAAAACUCCAAAAAUCCCUGGACUUUUUCUCCUUUUUGAAUCCAAUAACAAUUCAAGAGAUUUCCAGUCAAUCAAAAUCAAAUAUUUUCUGGGUUUUUUUUUGCUGUUUUAAAAAUUCAUUUUUUGGGUGUUUUUGCAAGUUGAAUGAAUGAUUGAUUUAGUCAUUUAGCUAGGAAAUUUCCCAAUAAUUAAUUCUCCAGACAACAGGAGAGAGAAAGUAGAGAGAGAAAUAGCAGAAAAGACUUGGUCUUUUCUUCCAUCUUCUUCCCCAAAUUACACUAUUUUAAAUAAAUACGAAGUACUAUACUAGUUUCUUCAAGCUCUCUAAAUCUCUUUCCUUUAUUGGGUUAUCUGGGUGUUAGAUCUUGAACAUCCUAAAUUUUCUCUUAAUCUAGAUUUGAACUGGGUACUUCGAAUUUCUCAUCUUUUUCAGACCCAGUUCCUCGAGCAUUGCUGAUUUCUCAAUUCCGUUGAGGCGGUGUUUAAUUCCCAUCUUGCUUAAGAGCGAAGCUAAUAUAGAUAUUGAGGAGAUAGAUAGCUCAUGUUUUGAUGCAGCUGUGAUUUAUUGAGUGAAAGAUGAAGGCAACAGAAGCCUGGGGCUUAAGUAUGCACAUUUUGCCAAUGCACCGCCAUAGACAUGUUUCAAGGAGACCAGUGUGGAUUAUAGUGUUGGUUUGCUUGGUCAGCUUAUUUGUGAUUUUUGGUUAUGUAUAUCCUCCCGAAAACCCCUCCGCUUGUUAUGUCUUUUCGCCUAGAGGCUGUAAAGGUUUCGCGGAUUGGCUUCCAUCUUAUACUAGAAGAGAAUUGACAGAUGAAGAGUUGGCAUCACAUGUUUUAGUUCAAGAAUUUUUGAGAAAUCCAUCUCAACAGACAGAAAAUCCUAAAAUUGCUUUCAUGUUCUUGACUCCUGGUUCAUUGCCUUUUGAGAAGCUCUGGGAUGUAUUCUUUUCCGGUCAUGAGGGCAAGUUCAGUGUUUAUGUGCAUGCAUCUCAACGAAAACCUGUAUAUCAAAGCAAAUAUUUCAUUGAUAGAGACAUCCAUAGUGACAAGGUUGGUUGGGGUCAAGUUUCAAUGAUAAAUGCAGAAAGACGUCUUUUGGGCAAUGCACUGCGAGAUCCUGAUAACCAGCACUUUGUAUUACUUUCUGAUAGUUGUAUACCCUUGCACAGAUUUGAGUAUGUGUACAACUAUCUGAUGUACACGAAUGUUAGUUACAUUGAUAGUUUCUUGGAUCCAGGUCCGCAUGGAAACGACAGGUACUCACCACAUAUGUUUCCCGAAAUAGAAAAGGAUGACUUCCGUAAGGGUGCACAGUGGUUCCACUUGAAACGGCAGCAUGCAAUGAUUGUAAUUUCCGAUACCCUUUACUAUUCGAAGUUUAAAAACUACUGCAGGCCAGGCUUUGAGGGACGCAAUUGCUAUUGUGAUGAGCAUUACUUACAAACUUUCUUCAAUAUUGUUGAUCCAGCGGGGAUGGCUAAUUGGUCAGUUACUCAUGUUGAUUGGUCUGAACACAAGUGGCAUCCAAAGUCCUAUAGAGCACAAGACGUCAGCUAUGAGCUCCUACAGACACUUACGUCAAUCGACGAAACUGUGCAUGAAACUAGUGAAGCACAGAAGCAAGUAAUUGUGAAGCCUUGUGUAUGGAAUGGAGUGAAGCGUCCUUGUUAUUUGUUCGCUAGGAAAUUUUACCCAGAAACUCUAGACAUUUUGAUACAAAUCUUCUCCAAUUACACAGCUUCUGUAUAAGCAAAGCAAUAACAUCAAGAGUUUUCUUUUGAUUGAUGAUUUGAUGCCUUCUCGACCCAUCUUUUUUGCCCGCCCGCCCACCCACCCACCCACCCACCCACAUACAUAGCUUUUCCCGUUGUAAAUGUCCAUGCCAUACAAAGACCUGAUUUCCGAAGCUGAUAUGGUAAACAGCAGCCUAGAAAAAGAGCAUUAUUCUUCAAAAGGUUGCUUCAGUAUAAAUCAGAUGAUUCAAUGUCUAUUCUUUUCCCCCGACCCGGUAUUCUUCUGUAAUUUUUGCCCGAUUGUAACAAACAUUUUUCUCAAAUACUGACACACAAUAGAGGGGAUCAAUUCUUAGAUAGAUUGAUAUAUAGUUCAACUAGCUUGCAGGUUUUUAAAUUCCUUCUGCUAAUGAUAGUGAUGUUAAGUUCCUAAACUGAUAUUUUCCCCUCUUCAUUGAUCGUUUAUUUUGAUUAUAA
Spinacia oleracea (spinach) is the source of this 2407-nucleotide messenger RNA. Its product is annotated as glycosyltransferase BC10. Gene Ontology annotation, cellular component: membrane. NCBI's taxonomy places the organism in Eukaryota, Viridiplantae, Streptophyta, Magnoliopsida, Caryophyllales, Amaranthaceae. Gene Ontology annotation, molecular function: glycosyltransferase activity. The transcript is spliced from 11 exons. Bases 774 to 1946 code for a protein of 390 amino acids. The record is from RefSeq and is a predicted model, not a curated record.